GCUGCGCAGUAGGCAGCUGAGCCAACAAGCGGUCAAGUUGUAAAAAAUGGUCGUCCGCGCCGGGAAAUUUAUAAUUUGAGUUGACUGGGCCUUGCUGAAAUUUCAACACAAGACCUGAACAGAAUCUAUAAUGCCGAGGAGAAAGAGAAAAGGUUCAUCAAGAAAGCGCCCUCUGGUGUUCACGGAGAGUCCAGUAGAAGUCAGUCGUCGUUUUCCAAGUCCUGUCUUCGCAGCUAGAAACCCAGUCACCGCAGAUCUUGUCGCAGUGCACGAACAGCAGCAAUUAUGGGUGUCGCCACAGAUAGAUCCAAAUGCACCUCGCACCCCAAGGAGAUGCCGGGCCAGACGGAACAAGACGGCAUGCGCACUGGAUCCAUUAAUGCAGACCCAGCGACGCAAGGAGAUCGUGCAGAGGGAGACAACAAAUCAUUUCACAAGCCUCCGGUUCCUCAAGGCCCAAGGCGAUAAGGCCGCAAAUUGGUUAACAGCCGCACGUGCAACGGAAAGCACAGACAGCUCGUCCGAAACUUCCACAGAUUCCACCCCGACUGACGUUGAUGAAACAUCGAGGGAAGGAGCCCAGAAGCAAACCAGGUCAGCCGAGAAGAGGAGAACCCCGCUCGGAGAAAUUGGAAUUGCUGGCAGGACUCGAGCCCAGCGCAGGAGAUCGCAAUCGGAGAGCAGCCGGAUCGUGGAUCGUGCCUUCACUGAAAAUUGGCAAAAUAACGCGGGACUUGCAUCAGUGAGUGAUGCACCGGGUAAUAAUUACAAUCAAUGCACUCGUGUUGCAGCUCGUCAAAAAGAAAACAAGAGUGGUAGAGGUGAUUCCGACAAACUGUCAUCAAACCAAGUCAAAGGGGAGAACAUGAUCACAUCAGAUGAUGACAACACCUGCCGGAUGAACUUGAUCACCGACAAACGAAAAUCUCACCGCACCUUGCAGAAGCAUGUCGUUACAACAACUUCACGUAGUGAUGAGCAAAGUUGCCGUAACACUCGUGGAUCGACUAGAAAUGGUAGAAACUGCCAUUCCCGAUUCCUUCUAUCUGAAACCUCAUCUGACUCGGACACGAAAUCAAGUAAAUUACAGGUAGCACGGCUUUGCGAAAUUAGUACAUCAGAUGAUACUGAUGCAGGCACUGGCAGGGAUACCAGCCAACAAAGGCAACGUAGAGCUAAGAAGACUGCAACCAAGGCUAGAAUCCUGGCUUAUGAUACGCCAGAAGCAGAGUACGGGAUGAGUAAUAGCCUGCGACACAGACUAAAACUGCUGCCAGAGGCAGCCAGAAACAAACUAAUGCUGUGCCUGUAAGUGGUUAGUGGGAAAGAAUUCCAUAGGCCAAAAAAAAUAAGUCUCCGGUUUCUGGUAUGCGCGCGCGUCGCCGUAGCCAUGCGCGUCGGCAAAAUG
Patiria miniata (bat star) is the source of this 1408-nucleotide messenger RNA. RefSeq lists its product as uncharacterized. Bases 131 to 1312 code for a protein of 393 amino acids. Gene Ontology annotation, cellular component: chromosome; nucleus. Gene Ontology annotation, biological process: cellular response to ionizing radiation; recombinational repair; DNA damage checkpoint signaling. The transcript is spliced from 3 exons. The record is from RefSeq and is a predicted model, not a curated record. NCBI's taxonomy places the organism in Eukaryota, Metazoa, Echinodermata, Asteroidea, Valvatida, Asterinidae.